This is a messenger RNA of Aspergillus brunneoviolaceus CBS 621.78, 930 nucleotides long. RefSeq lists its product as uncharacterized. NCBI's taxonomy places the organism in Eukaryota, Fungi, Ascomycota, Eurotiomycetes, Eurotiales, Aspergillaceae. The transcript has 2 exons. The coding region runs from base 55 to 930 and encodes 291 amino acids. The record is from RefSeq and is a predicted model, not a curated record.
CCACUCCCAAAUCCCGAUGCAAUAACCCACCCCCUACUUCCAAAGGCAAAGAAAAUGUCCCUCUUCACCAAAACAAUCCACAUCACCGCGCACCCGCCGCCGCGCACCCUCUCCGACAGCAAACUCAUCCUCUCCGCGCUGCAGAAAUUCGGCGAAGUCGUCACCUUCCGCAAUUUGAGGUACGACAUAACAAACCCCCCAACCACCACCACCACCACCACCCGCCCGCAAUCCCACAGCAUAAUCGCCAUCUACGAAUCUGCCGCCGCCGCGACGGCCGCCUGCGCUGCCUCCCCGUUAGCGAUCCCUCUUACCCCGGACGCCCACGCCCAGCACCAUCAGCACCACAGCCUACAAGCACAGUCACAGUCCCAGUCACAGUCCCAGUCCCAAGCACAACCACAAUCCCAACCACAAUCCCAACCACAGAAACAAAAACAAUACUACACCCCGCUCCCCCUCCCGCCGCAGCAACAACCUGCACACGCACCCCCAGACGCAGCAACACACUACUACCCCUCAGCACAAAACCCCCACGCCACACCAUCCGGGCCACCCGACGAAGACCCCACAACCACAACCAUACGAUGCACCCUGACCGCCUCGCGCACCAACCACGCCGCGGCCAUACGACGGAACCCCUGGUCCGCGGGGUUCGAGAUCGAGAGGACGAGUCACCCGCGGAUGUAUGAGGAUCUGGUGCGGGCGGGGAUUCCUCUCAAAGAGUUGGCGGAUGGGCCGGCGGGGCGGAGGAAGGCGGUGGCGCAGCCGCAUGGGCGGCGGCAGAGGGUGGAGGCUGAAACGGUGCGGUGGGGGGCGGCGAGUUUGAUGGGGUUGUUUGGGGAGGGGCAUGGUAGUAGUAGUAGUAGUAGUAGUAGUCAUGGUGGUGGUGUAGGGAGGGGGAAUGGGGGGACGGGGGAGGAGGAGUAG